GGAAAACUCUCGCAAAUUUUCUCAGGGAAAAAAAUUCAUCCUUUCCCGGAAAAUCAAACAAGGGGCGACCCCCGGCAAAUCAGGAAACCCUCGAGAAAGCACUCCCCAAUCCAAUCGAAGUCCCUCCGAUCAAUGGACAGGUCGCGCUGCAAGAGCUGCGGCUCGAAAUCCCUAACCCGGGACGACGUCUCGGGCAUCCUGGUGUGCUCCGAGUGCGGCUUCGUCGCCGAGCUCCACGACUUCCAGGCGCAUAUCGGCGGAAUCAGCGGCCCUGUGGGCACCUUCGUCCGCGUCGGCACUUCAGGUACUGGCACCGUCUUAAAUUACAGAGAGAAGAAAGUCUUCGAGGCCCAAAAGUUGAUCGAUGACUUGCUGCUCAAGUUGGGUUUGUCUAGUUCUCGGUCCGAGGACGUUAGGGACAUGGUAUAUAGGGUCACGGAGGGUGAGUUCGGGAUGGGCGAGUGGUUCUCGGUCCUGAUCGGCGCGUGCGCUUAUGUCGUCAUGAGGAGGGAGAUCCAGUCCCUCCCGAUCGCCGAGGUGGCGUCGGUGAUUGGGUGUGAUGACUACGAGCUAGGUAGGAUGGUUGUGCGCGUGGUCGAUUUUCUCGAAUUGAGGGGCGAAUUCCCCGUUUAUGACAUCGUGGUUGCAUACGAGAGGGCCGUGAGGAGCUUCUCAGGCUUCUCUAGGCUUCCUCGGGAUAAGGUUGAGACAAUGCGGAAACAGGGCAUGUUUCUGAUACAAUGUGCGGUGAAGUGGUUCUUGACAACGGGGAGGAGGCCGCUCCCGAUGGUGGCAGCGGUAUUGGUUCUCGUUGCGAAGCUGAACCAAAUAGAGCUUGAGAUUUCGGAUGUUUCAGAGGAGCUCCAUGCUGCUGUUGCAACAUCCAAGCGGCGGUAUAAGGAGCUAUUAGAGGCACUUGUGGAGGUUUCCCGAGCCUUACCUUGGGGGAAGGACGUUACAGUAAAGAAUGUACUGAAGAAUGCUCCAUUUGUGAUCCAAUACAUGGAGAUGAAGUCGAUGAAGAAGCGAGGUGUGAAGAGAAAGGAUUCAGGAGUCGGGCAGGUUGAUUUGGGUGAAGUGGUAAGUGAAUGUUUGAGAAAAGAUGAGUAUGAUUUUGAUGUUACUUAUUUGGAGAGCGAAUCUUAUUAUUUGGAAGCGAAAGAUAAAUGUGAUCAUCAAGGACCAGAUGUGCAUCAGUUGGAUAGGAUUGAGAUUUCACACGAGUGUUUGGCGUUGGUUUACUUGAAGUUCUUGGAGGAAAGGGGCUCCCUUAUAUGCAGCGGUGAAAAUGCAAAUGCUCGUGACAAAAGGAGAACAGACUUUGAUUUUCACGCAUCUAAAGAUUGGUGGAAGGGAAAAUCACAAUUGAGCAAACGGUUAAUGCUUAAGGAGAUAUUGGAAAAGGAUGUGGGAUUGGACGCUAUGCCGCCUUCUUUUGUCAAUGGUCGUAACGCCAACGAGAGGAGGAGACAGAAGAUUGAUGCUGCUAAGCAGCGCAUCAAUAGGAUCAUGCACCCCUCAGCUUCUGGUCUGACCGACGUCUGUGAUUCCCAAACGUUGAGUUCUUCUGUGCAUAGUAAGAAGAAAAGAAGGAGAAGUCAGGUGAUAGAUGUGGAUUGGGACGAUUUUAUAAUCGAGACCCUCCUUCUUCACCAGGUUAAGGAGGAGGAAAUCGAGAAGGGUCACUACAAUACUUUGCUUGAUUUGUAUGUCUUCAACUCUGGGGCAAUGUAGGCACUCUUUCAUGGAAUACAGCAUACGCCUUUUGGAACAUGCUUGAUUCUUUUGCCUUU
Messenger RNA from Rhodamnia argentea, 1793 nucleotides. Its product is annotated as plant-specific TFIIB-related protein PTF2. Gene Ontology annotation, cellular component: nucleus; transcription preinitiation complex; transcription factor TFIIIB complex. Lineage: Eukaryota; Viridiplantae; Streptophyta; Magnoliopsida; Myrtales; Myrtaceae. Gene Ontology annotation, molecular function: RNA polymerase III type 3 promoter sequence-specific DNA binding; RNA polymerase III general transcription initiation factor activity. Bases 133 to 1734 code for a protein of 533 amino acids. The record is from RefSeq and is a predicted model, not a curated record. The transcript has a single exon. Gene Ontology annotation, biological process: transcription by RNA polymerase III; transcription preinitiation complex assembly; DNA-templated transcription initiation.